AUGACACAACUCAAUUCAGAGCGUGAGGAUGACCGACUACUCAAACCGUGUGAUGUCUUCGACCUGAUUGGAGGUACAAGUACAGGAGGACUGAUCGCUAUAAUGCUCGGACGGCUGGAAAUGGGGGUCGAGGAGUGUAUCCUUGCAUACACCGAAUUGAUGGAAUCGGUCUUCAGCGAGAAAAUCAACAAUGUACCUGUCGAUUGGUCCGGGAAUAUCGUAUCACAGUACGACAGCAAGAAGCUAAAAAUGGCGAUUGAAAACGUGAUCCUUCGUGCUGGGUUGUUGCCAACUGACCUGAUGAAUGAUGGGAAGCCUCGUCGCUCUAAAACCUUUGUCUGCACAACCUCCAAAGAUACAUUUCAAGUCACACGAGUUCGAAGCUAUUCUGUGUCAAAUGAGAUCGCGCUAUCAGCAACGAUUUCUGAGGCGGCAUUGGCAACUUCGGCUGCAACCAGAUUUUUUGAUUCGGUUUCGAUCGGCAAUCACAAAUUCGUGGACGGUGCAUUCGGUGCCAACAACCCUAUCGAGGAAGUAGAAGAAGAAGCUGCCGAUAUAUGGUGCACUACGAGCCGGGCCCUGAAACCAUUAGUUAAAUGUUUGGUGUCUGUUGGAACUGGCAAUGCCGCACAAGUCCCCAUGAAUGACAAUGUGCUGAAAUUUCUUUCAAAGACAUUGGUCAGAAUGGCGACUAAGCCCGAGAGUACUGAGCGUCGCUUCGUGGCUCGAUGGAGUAAUGAGGUAAAAGGGAAACGUUACUUUCGCUUCAACGUCGAGCAAGGACUGCAGCAAGUCCACAUGACCGAGUUUGAGAAGCAAAGUGUGAUGGAGUCUGCGACAUACGCCUAUCUGCAUCAUUCCUCGCAAAAGGUUCGAGUCCGUGACUGCAUUAUGAAUCUCUCAGAAAAGGAGGGAAAGACAAGCAUUGAUUUUGAAACAAUUAUACGUGAGCAUGGAGCUCGAAUCGAUCGCUAUCGAAUCCUCCAAACCAUCCAUUUAUCAGAGAGCAAUUUUGGUCACAGAAAAGCCGCCGGCUGGUUUGUUCCGCUCGAGAGGAAUCCUCGAUAUGUCGAUCGUGAAGUCGUGGGCAAGGUAAAACGAAGAUUAUUUGUUAAGAACCGAGCCGAAAGAAUUGCUAUUUUUGGCCUUGGAGGAAUAGGGAAGACACAAAUUGCCCUGGAGCUUGCUUAUCAAACACGAGAAAUUUAUCCAGACUGUGCGAUCUUCUGGCUCCCUGCAGUUGAUAUGGAAAGCCUCCAACAGGCAUACCAAACGGUGGCUGAUCAGCUUGAAAUCGGCCUCGAUGAUACGAGGGAGGACUUGAAGACCCGUGUCAAAGAUUACCUGAGCAAACCAAGCAACGGACGUUGGUUGCUGAUUUUUGACAACGCUGAUGAGAUUGAUAUGUGGACUGAAAGCAAUGGUUCGACACCUGGAGGACUGAAAGACUACCUUCCCACAAGUGACCAAGGCGCCAUUCUCUUUACCACUCGAAGCAACAAAGUGGCCCAAUACCUUGCCACAACGGACAUUAUAAAAAUACCAGAGCUGGACGAGAACAAAGCUACUCAUAUCUUGCGAAACUCUUUGGUUGACAAGGACGUCCUUCACGACACUGAGAGCACUCGCAAGCUUCUCGACCGGUUGACCUUUCUCCCUUUAGCCAUUGUGCAAGCUGCGUCGUUUAUCAACGAGAAUGGAACCACCUUGGCAGGUUAUGUUGAGCUUUUGGAUGGACAAGAGCAGAGCGCCAUCGAUUUGUUGAGCGAGGAUUUUGAAGACAAAGGCCGAUACAAAAGCAUUCGAAACCCUGUCGCAACUACCUGGCUUACAUCCUUUGAGCAAAUUCGACGACAGAGUCGCCUUGCUGCCGACUAUCUAUGUUUUAUGGCCUGUAUGCAAGAAAAGGAUAUAUUGGUUUCGCUCCUUCCCCCACAUCCGAAUGUCGAACAGCAGAAAGCGAUCGGUUUGCUCAGCUCCUAUUCAUUUGUACGCCUAAGGCAUGAAGACUCUCGCCUCGAUAUGCAUCGUUUAGUCCACCUUGCAACGAGAAAUUGGCUACAGUCAAUUGGUUCCCUGCGAGAAUGGCAGUUACGUGUGUUGAGUUGUUUAGAUAUACGCUUUCCCGAUAUUGAUAUAAUGUAUCGGAGUCAAUGGCGAGCUACAGUACCUCAUGCCCUCCGGAUCCUCACUCUGACACAAAAAGAAGAUCCUUCCCCCGAAAGAGUCCAUUUGUUAUUUAAGGUAGCCACAUGUCAAAUGAUUGACGCGAGGAGCAAAGAAGCCGAAGCCCUUUAUGGUGAAGUCGUCGAAAUCUCGGAGACAAUGCCUGAUCUUGAAGGUUCAUGGACAAUUUCGGCUCUUACAGGACUGGUAGAUAUCUACAUGGAUCAAGCCAAGACGGAGAAAGCCCUCAUAUUGUUGGAGGAGAUAAUACAGACCCAAAAGCGACUUCAUGGUUCGGGUAGCCUUGAAGUGAACCGAGCUCUUGCUCACUUAUCGGCUUGCUACAUUUUAGCCCAUGACGUCGAGAAGGCUCAAGCUCUUUACAAGGAGGUCAUUCCAUACUAUCUCAAGACACUUGGUCCCACUCACGCGGAGACAAUGGAUUUGAUAUCUCGCUUGACCAUGGCCUACCUCUACAAUGGACAGCUCUCAGAUGCGACAGAGUUAUCUGAGCAGUCGUUGCAAAUCACCAGAAGGAUAUUCGGAUCUGAGCAUCCUCGAACAUCUAAGGUCAUGGUUAGGAUGGGCAUAAUAUAUUUGGAGCGAUGGCAACUAAAAAAAGCCGAAGCGUUGUUUACAGCAGCACUGGAGAUCGAUAAACGCAUCUGUGGGCCGGAACAUCCCAACACAAUCUCAAUAAUGGGGUGGCUAGCUACUACAUGGAAAUACCAGGGGCGAAGCAAGAUUGCAAUAGCCUUGAAGACGGAGUGCGUUUCUUUGAGUGGUCGAGUCCAUGGUUUAGAUCAUUCGUGGACCAAAGCUCAAUACUCACAUUUGGAGGCAUGGACUAAUCCCAAGUAA
This is a messenger RNA of Penicillium hordei, 3027 nucleotides long. RefSeq lists its product as uncharacterized. The transcript is spliced from 4 exons. The record is from RefSeq and is a predicted model, not a curated record. Gene Ontology annotation, molecular function: ADP binding; protein binding. NCBI's taxonomy places the organism in Eukaryota, Fungi, Ascomycota, Eurotiomycetes, Eurotiales, Aspergillaceae. Gene Ontology annotation, biological process: lipid metabolic process. The coding region runs from base 1 to 3027 and encodes 1008 amino acids.